Messenger RNA from Helicoverpa zea (corn earworm), 5057 nucleotides. RefSeq lists its product as uncharacterized. Gene Ontology annotation, molecular function: GTPase activator activity. The transcript has 10 exons. The coding region runs from base 186 to 1505 and encodes 439 amino acids. NCBI's taxonomy places the organism in Eukaryota, Metazoa, Arthropoda, Insecta, Lepidoptera, Noctuidae. The record is from RefSeq and is a predicted model, not a curated record. Gene Ontology annotation, biological process: signal transduction.
CUGGCAACACUGGUCGGCUGGCAAACGAACGAACCGGGGAUUGCGGCUGUACCGAAAUAAUUCUUAUUUUGCUUUAAAAAAUCAAUUUACUAUAUACGGUUCUAAAUACUUCGACAAAAAUGCGUGUAGCUUUUAUAAUUGUUUGAUAGUAUUGCCAAAAGCCUGACGUCCCGCAAACAGCCAAAAUGAGUAACUGGGCUAGAAGGAUGCAUCGACGAGCUGCUACAUUGAGCAAUGUGGUUACGUCUUGUGGGCAUCCAAACUCUUUGCCAUACCCAAGAAGAUUAGAGAAAGUGAAGUUUGGUGUUCCUCUACAUGAAGUGUGCAAGGAUGAUAUCCCUGGGCCCUUGCUUGUGCUGAUACUGAAGCUGAACAAGGAGGCGCCGCUGCGUCGGGACGUGUUCCGCGCGCCGGGUCACCAGGGUGCCAUGAAGAAACUGAUUCACUUCCUGCAAACCGGCCGCCUGGUCAAUGUAGAUAACUACUCUGUUUAUACUAUUGCUAGUGUGCUCAAAAAAUUCCUCAGGAAAAUCCCUGGUGGUGUGUUUGGCCGAGACGGUGAGAUGCACCUGUUCGCAGCAGUGGAACUACCUGAGGAGCAGCAAGUUGAUGAAAUUCGCAGAUUGCUACUGUCGCUGCCGGUAUGCACGCAGAGGUUGUUGGUGCUACUCUUCGGCACGUUUCGGGUGAUGGCCUCCAACGCUGACAAAGCAGGUACAGGUAUGACAUCCGAAGCCCUGGGCGUGUCGGUGGCCCCAUCAUUUUUCCACUCUUGCGUGUCGGACGGCAAAACAGCCACAAUGGAGGACGUUCAGAGAUUCAAGGUGGCGACCCGUAUCAUGCGGCAGCUGAUCGAACAGUUCAGUGCCGGCGAUCUCUUCGGUCGAGACAACUACGAGUAUUACGCGCGGGUGACGGGCCGGAUACUCAGGGUGAAGGACGAGUGGAUAUGCUCCUUCAGGGACCCGCCCCCGCCGCGGCACCAUCGCGACCAGGAGGCAUAUGCUAGACAAUUGUCUCUGGAGGCUGAAAAAACAUGGCUGCAAUGCGAGUGCGAUCGUUGGGGCAACAAAUUUAAUUUAGAAGUGGAUUGUCUGGCAGGGCUGUCGAAGUCGGAGGAGUGCCAGUCGAUGCCAGCGCUGGCGGGCGGCGGCGGCGCGGGCGCGGCGGGCGGCGUGCUCGGCAUCAUACCCGAGCAUAGCUUGCUGGACUCCUGCACUCGCCUGUCUAUAUCGCUUGAGGAAAGCGUUUUUAAAGUAUCAGUGAGCUCGUCAUCUCAAUCGUCUCGCAGCAACUCAAGUCCCCACAUGACGCUGGAAGAGUUACGCGCCAUCAACAAAUACGCCGAGAGCACAAAGAGCCUCUCCUACUUACCUCAGGUGGCGAGCGGCGCAGUUCGCGGCGUCGGUCCCGGCGCGCGCGCGUGUGCGGCGGCGGCGCCGCGUGCCGCGCGCUCGCGCACUCCGACACUGAAGUCCCGCUCGCUCUCCAGCCUCGUAAAGUGACCGCCUGACUGCGCCACGCGCGCUCCGCCGAGGACACCAGGUAACGCGCGGCUCCCAUGCGAUGUCUUAUGCCACUACACUAGCGAGUACUGUACUAUAGCCUGCCAAAUACCUACGUGACACUACCAUGCUCCGCAAACAGCGGACGUAGGUAUCAGGGGUUGUAAAGGGCAAUUUAAAAUGAUCCUGUUGGGAAUGUCUAUCUUGUGCCGUCACUGUUGGCGCUAACCUCCCACGUGAUCCAAGGGAGUGUCACGUACGAAUUUUCCAGUUUAUAUCUACUAAGUGCGGAUUCAUCCCGCAAAAGCUAACCUCAGCGAUAGCUGUCGAAAAUUUGUUCUGAACACCAAGGCAAUAGCAAUAAGUAUUUAAACUAGGAAAAUAAGCUAGUGAAAACAUAGAUGACCAAUAAAUUAUUCCUUUAGUACGAAACGAUGAAGUUUAUGGUGCACAGGACAAGGUUUUCGUGUAUGCCGAGGCGCUAAAAUGUGAAGGGAUGAUCCAAUAUUCGAUAUUGAUUUUAGUAGCAAUAGACUAAAAUCUUAGUAUUUAAACACUCCUUCGACUGCUAACUGCUACUCUGUGUAGUAGAGCAGUUCUUUCGAAAACGCUUAAAAACAUUACCGUUCCUAAAAAGUUGUGUCUCAGAAGUUUAAUGCGGAAAUAUGGGUUGAGUAUCACUGCCAUUCGAUGAUGAUACAAAAAUACUGAUGCAAAGUAGGAACCGUAAGGAAAUGUGUUAAAAAUGUUAAGACUAGAUAUACCCAUUAGAUAGAAGCGUUGCGUUGUCUGUCAGUAUUAUCCGAGGCUCGCCACCUCUAGCUAGGGUAGUCCGGCGCGAAACUUUCUCUUAUAAUUCGUGGAGUCAUGUGGCUGUUGUGCUGAUUUACUAAAUAUAUGUGAUAGAGCGUAGGUUCUGCGAUAAGGAGUUUGUACAUUUUUUAUAGCUGAUGUCGUACGCUUUAGGCCAAUUUUUCAUUUUUUUUUCUCAUUUAAACUAUAUCAUCAUAUUUAUAAAUAAAAAUAUACCACGUCGUUUUUCGAUUUUUAUAUUCGAUCGAAUUAAAUGUCAACCCAAAAUUAUUGAGCUCUCUAUUUUAUAAAAAAAUAUUUCGAUGUUGCGUGAAUAUUAAAUUAGUAUAACGCGUUUGUUUAUCAGAAUUUACUUUUCUGAAGUUUGUUGAAACUCGUUUCUACUAAUGCAUCACACUUGCGCGUUUUUUGUAUGCACACAAUUAAAUUAUACACAAUAUUUUGAAAUAAAGAUAUGCAAUCUUUUCUGUGCCAUGAAAAAUGUACCUAAACUUAAAUGUCAAACGUUUUUAAUAUCAAGUUUUGAAAAAAGAUAAAAUGUACUGUAGUUAUCCAAAUUAUUACAUGUUUGGGGACAAGUGUUGCUAAUGUCAAAUUAAUAUUACGACUAAACAUUCCUGUAUAUAAAUGGUUAGUUUAUUUUUACGUCAUAGAAUAAUACUUUCCUAACUUAGUUAAAAGUUUAUAAGGUGUAGAAACGGCAUUAUUAUACUUUUCUUUGUGCAUUUCUUUCUACCUCAUACACGUUAAUUUCUCUGUUAUUGCAUUGUUCACGUGGUAGAUAGUAAAUUCUGCAAAUUUCAAGGCAUGCCAAAAUUUACUGCUUACAAUUGGCUCUAUAUAAAAGUAUACAGGUUUCCGCCAAAUUUGAGCCAGAUAGAAAAGACUGAGCUAUGUUUAGAAACGUUUAUCUUACCUAACGAACAAAUACGGUUGACAACUAUGCAUACAUAGUUAUCGAUUCAGUCACAUUCACAUAUUGCAAUUAUAAUGUUGUCUAUUAUUGAAUAGUACAAAAUGACAUAUUAUACAGUUAUACAGUUGUCAAGUUUUUAAAUAAUGGUUGUUUUGUAUCUUUCUGUAAAUAUCUACAAUUGGAUCUUGAUAAAUUAAUAUAGGUGCUAGUUUAUUCAGAAAUCUUAUGAGAAAAUUCAUUUAGUUAUACCUAACGUUGACAUUUAAAUAUUUAAUAUUAUUUCCUUACAUCAUAACAUAAUUAUUAUUUUCACAUUAUCAUAUACGUAGUUAUAAAAUGUAUAAUGUUAUAAGUUAAUAAGACUCGCAAUGGAUCAAAUGUUUCUUUUUUGUUAAAACAUGUAUAUAAUUUAGUUAUUAUUGGAGUAACAUGUGUCUUUGUAUGCACAUCAUUCGCACAUUAAUUAUUUUUUAUAAAAUGUACCUUUUAUUUGUAAGAUUGUAUUCUAAGACUGUUUUAGGUUAAAUUGUUUCAAUGCAGGUCAAAAGCAGUUUUCGUUAUGUUGAAUAAUAGAUAAUUGUUUGUACACAAGAAGUGUUCAGGCUUAGUGCCUGAUUGCUAAUGUAGAGGUUUGUGUAUCGAAGGCAGCUCAAAGUAAUUUUAUAUUCGUUGUGUAAUUACGUAUUGUUAAGUAUUAGCACUCGGCUAGCGGUUACAUCGCUGCUAUCCACGGCUACGUCAUGGCCAUAUUUAGAAGUACUUUUUGUUAUAUUUCGUUUUUUAUUUUAUCACCUUUAUUAUAUAUUUGAAUAUGUCAGGUGAAGUAUUUGUUGUCAACUAUAGUAUUCCCCAUUUCAGGCAUGGUUUUUGUGACGAAUAGUCCCAUGCUGUAUACGAAUAUGUUACUGGUAAACGAUUAUCAAAUUCAAAUGUUAGGGCUGCGGUGACCACUGAACUAGUGGUCCCAUAGUAGCCAGAUAGAGGAAUCUAAAAUUAAUUGAUACCUGGCUUGCAUUUUUGGAUUUGCACGUCCAAGUUCCUGUGUUCAUUAUUAGUGUUAGGAGAUAACGAAUGUCGUAGUUUAAUGUGUAGAUUUUGAGAUCAAAAGACUUGUCGUUGUUGACAUCACAACAUUAUGAACAGCCGUCAAACGAUUCCUGUACUCUUGUGGUACCAAUAGCGACAAAACUAAAUUUUUGUAAAUUGUAAAAGUUAGCUUAUAUUUUUCGUCUUUAUUCAAGUGCGUCCUAUUUUUUAAUAAAUUAACAUUUUUUUAAAGUAUAACAAUAUUAACUAAAUACUAGUAACAUUUUUGUACAAUAAUAUAAGUUGCUCUAAAGUUUAGAUAGUAUAAUAUUAUUUUUGACUUUAUAAGACUGUUUAUAUGUUAUAAUUAUAAUUUAUUACUAACCCUCGAAUACAUUUAUCUAAUCAUUCCACCGACUUAAGUAUAUAACGACACCAGUUGCAUUUGAGUAUUAUUUUCUGUCAUAAAAUGUUAGAACAGAUCUCGGAGCUUUAACAAAAUUAUAACAGUGUUACUAGCGGUUUUAUACUAUGAUAGUAAAUUUAUGUUAAUUUUUAUUAGGAAAUGUAACAGCCGUAAAGGAGUGCAAUGAUAGCCUGUGUUACCCGUAGGUCACACUUGCAUUAUUAUGUUCGUCGCGUGUAUAAGGGAAUAUAUUAAAAUGUAAUUCCUUUAGUAUUAUUGUAUUUACGGUAUUUGCUUAUGUAAAUUCAGUUUGUAUUUUCACAUUAUAUUUGCACAUUUUUUCUACACAAAUUAUAAAGAAUUACACAAGAAUAAAAAGUAUAACAAAUUA